AUGCGAGCUGCGAGAGGAGAAAUGAGGAGGAAGGGGAGUCAGGGACCAAGGAGAAAGCGGCCGCGGCCACCCCGCGCCCCCCGCCGCCUGCCCCCGCGCCGUCGGCCCCCGGCCAGCCCGGCGCUAUCGCGCCCGGGAGAGGCGGCGGCCGCGGGGGACGGCGAGGGGCUGCCCGGCGCCGCGCGGGCUCUGCCUCCCCUUCAGCAGCAUCCGCGGGGCUCCCGCUCCCGCCGCGGACAGACCGCGGCCGCCGCCACCGCUCCCGAAGCCGCUCCGGGGCUGGAAGCGUCCCCUGGGCACGAACCCUCCCGGCUCCCGAGCCGGGCACCGCUAGAGCCGCGGCGGCCGGAGCGCCGCGGGCAGCAGCCCCGCGCCCAGCCCGCCCGCCCCGGGAGAAGCCGCUGCGAGGGGCGCGCACCCGCUGGAGCCGCCGCCGCCGCCUGCCGUUCCCGCUGCUGUUCCAGCUGCGGCCGCUGCACCCGCCGCUAA
Molecule: messenger RNA, 489 nt
Organism: Vidua chalybeata
Lineage: Eukaryota; Metazoa; Chordata; Aves; Passeriformes; Viduidae
Product: putative HTLV-1-related endogenous sequence
Exons: 1
Coding region: 1-489 (162 amino acids)
Source: RefSeq, a predicted model, not a curated record